AUGGAACAUUUUGUGGGAGCUGGUGAUGAUAAGGGAUUAAACCAUUUGCUAGCUAGCAGAAAGGAGUCUGGAGUAGAACCUGGUGUCAAUGUUGAAGAUUAUCUUCUUCCUCGAACACUGACUCAAAGACUAGCCAAAGGAGUCUUACCACCUAAUACUUCCAUUCAUCGAGAUGCACUUCUAGCCAUAACAAAAGCAGCUACAGUCUUUGUUUCAUACCUCUCAUCCCAUGCUAAUGAGGAAACCGAUAAAAAAACAAUAACUCCACAUGACAUUCUUUCUGCACUCAAAGAAAUUGAAUUUGAAUCAUUCUGUCCCCGCCUUGAACGCGAGUUGGAUUUCUAUGCCGAAGCUACUGCAUAUAAGCAAAGGAGUAAGAACGAUAAAGGGCCAUCGGAUAAGCUACCCAACAGAGUCAUGGCUGACCUGGGGGAUACUAAGAAGGAGCUGGGUAAUAAGAGAGUAAAGUUGGGUGAUGUUUUGAAUUUGAGAAAGGAAGGAGAUGGGAAUAAACAUGUGAUGGACAUGUCCAAAAAUGGUGAUAUUGCUGAUCGCGGCGCUGGAUAUCAUAAGGGCGAGUAUAGCCCAGGUGAUGUCAGUGGCCAAGAUAACGAGCAGGUGGAGGAGGAAUGGGAGGCUGAAGAAGACGAAGAGGAGAAAGAUGGUGAUGAUAAUGAAGAUAUCGAUACAGAGGGGGGCUACAGUGAGCAAGGAAUGAGUUCAGAGAAUGAUAAUAUUAGUCCAGAUGAUGACUAA
This is a messenger RNA of Ophidiomyces ophidiicola, 756 nucleotides long. RefSeq lists its product as uncharacterized. Gene Ontology annotation, molecular function: protein heterodimerization activity; chromatin DNA binding. Gene Ontology annotation, biological process: DNA damage response; heterochromatin formation; leading strand elongation. The transcript has 3 exons. Lineage: Eukaryota; Fungi; Ascomycota; Eurotiomycetes; Onygenales; Onygenaceae. Bases 1 to 756 code for a protein of 251 amino acids. The record is from RefSeq and is a predicted model, not a curated record. Gene Ontology annotation, cellular component: epsilon DNA polymerase complex; CHRAC.